AUCACAUAUACCUUAAUAGUCAUGAUUGAAAUAGCGAUAGAACCGCAUCUUCAGGCAUCCUUGUCCAACACCACUCUAGCCUCGACAAAAUCAGUAUCUGAAGAUCCAAGGCAUUCUUUGCAAUACAAAAAGAACUCGGUUCAUGUACAGCAGCCUGGGCUGAUUAAAAGGACACUUUCAUCAGCGUCAAAAACAGGCGUUCUUUCAUCUUUCCCAGUCUGUCAUACAGUUGCUGCACGACGCAAGGUUGUCGUGUUGGGCGACGGUUCUGUUGGAAAAACAUCAUUGUUGGCAUCAUUCAAGACUGGUAGAUUCCCAGAGGAAUACAUUCCAACAGUUUUUGAAAAUGUUGUGCUUCCUAUUGAAAUUGAUGGAAAGAAUAUUGAACUAGCCAUGUGGGAUACUGCUGGACAAGAUGAUUAUGCACGACUACGACCAUUAUCAUAUCCUGAUACGGAUGCUUUUAUUGUUUGCUUUAGUAUUGAUAACUUGGACUCGUUUAAAAAUAUUCGCACCAAGUGGAUCCCCGAGAUUACACAUUAUUCAGCCCAAACACCAAUUCUACUUGUUGGAUUAAAAUCAGAUCUACGUGACGAUCCAUGUCUUCAAGGUGCAUUUCAAAAUGUAAAAGAGGCAGAAAAGCUUGUUUUGGAGGGUCUAGUAUCGCAGUAUUGGGAAUGCUCGUCAUUGCAAAGACGAGGAGUGGAUGGCGUAAUUGGUGCUGCAGCAAGACUGGCCGUGACUCCGCGUAAGCGUAGGUCUAAAAAGAACGCAUGCUCGAUCUUAUGAUGCAGUUGUAAUCUCAUUGGCGAUUCAAUCUGCCAGACUCGUUUGAUUGUGUCGGAUCUGUGAAUGGGGAAAAUAGAUUACAUUUGGAGCUAAACAACAAUGCUUGACAGGAAUUGGAUUAUUUCAACUUGAUACUUUUUAUUUAAAGCUGCGUUCACGUAAAAUGGUACACUUUGUAUUUAUCUUGCAGUCACUAUUUUACUCUGGAAUAAACAUGCUCAAGUAUUCGCUGCGCUUU
Batrachochytrium dendrobatidis JAM81 is the source of this 1027-nucleotide messenger RNA. RefSeq lists its product as uncharacterized. Gene Ontology annotation, molecular function: GTP binding; GTPase activity. The record is from RefSeq and is a predicted model, not a curated record. The transcript has 6 exons. The coding region runs from base 22 to 789 and encodes 255 amino acids. Gene Ontology annotation, biological process: small GTPase-mediated signal transduction. Lineage: Eukaryota; Fungi; Chytridiomycota; Chytridiomycetes; Rhizophydiales.